AUGGGGUUAUCCUCUGCCCAGGCUUUCACCAUAAUUACAGCCUUAUCGUUCCUGUUGCUAUUCCUCCACAAAAUUCUCUCGCCGUGGGUAGAGCUUCCUCGUCUCCCCGAACAAUGGCUCGCAUUUCGCAGCGGCCUAGCUUGGACGAUAUUCAAAGACCGUGUGGUAUUCUCCGAGGAUAUGGUUUUAGAUCACGAGAGCGGAUUUGCAAUAAUCAGCUCUGACCCUGGACGGGUGUCUUGGAACGCUCUGUGGGGUCGUAGCCACGCCUCUCAGCGGCAUGGUCAAUUACUGUUGUACGAUUACAGCGGCUCGGGCAGUCUCCGUGAAAUAGAUCUCGUCAAUUUCCCUACGACUUCUGGCUUUCAUCCCCUCGGCGUGGGUCUGUAUCGUGAGGAGGAAAAUAGUCAUGCACGUUUAUUUGUUGUCAACCAGGGUCAAGACAAGAGCUGUGUAGAGGUCAUGGAUUUAGACUACGAAAAUGCACGGGCAGUGCACGUAUGCUCCGUUACAGACAACAACCAUACCAUACGUUCUCCCAACUCUGUCUCGCCCGUAUCUUACACGUCGUUCUAUGUCACAAAUGACCAGUGCCUCAUUCGCCGCAGACAUCCGUUCUUGUCUUUCACUGAGAGAGUGCUUGGCCUUCCCCUGGGAUGGGUAACGUUUGUCGACUUCAGUAUCCCAUACAAACCGAUAUGUACCAUUGUUGCAGGUGGCAUUCCAUUCGCGAACGGAAUACUCGUGACGCCAACAGGGAAAGAGGUUCUCGUUGCCUCGACAAGCACAGACAUCGUUCGAAUUUACGAGCGUGACCCGGAGACUGAUGCACUGUCGAGGAAAUAUAGCAGCGUCUAUAUGACUUUUCACCCAGAAACGCUCAGCUUCGACAGGUCUUUGGACAAAGAUGACUUAACAGUAUUCAACUCUAGUGGGAAAUUUCUUCGUGGAGUAGUCGCAACGGGGUCUCCGGAUGCUGGCCGGUUGUUUUGCAUGGCCAAAAACCCUCACGGAUGUGUUGCUCCGUCUGUUGUGGCCGAAAUUCGUCGACGAAAUGGACCUGAUCUCGGCCCGUUUCCUGGAAGCCUCUUCAACCUGCAUACAAAAUACUACGCUCAGACACUGUUCGCCGAUGACGGGACGUUCUACCCAAGCAGCACUUCAGGUGAUAUGGACUCUAAAAGAGGUCGGCUUAUUGUCAGUGGGCUUUAUGCAGAUGGACUUCUGAAUAUUAUAUGGGACCCGAAAGAGACUCGUCAUUAG
Messenger RNA from Talaromyces amestolkiae, 1263 nucleotides. RefSeq lists its product as uncharacterized. The record is from RefSeq and is a predicted model, not a curated record. NCBI's taxonomy places the organism in Eukaryota, Fungi, Ascomycota, Eurotiomycetes, Eurotiales, Trichocomaceae. The transcript is spliced from 4 exons. The coding region runs from base 1 to 1263 and encodes 420 amino acids.